CACGGUGAAUGGCUGCCCGUAGAGAGAAAUAGUCGGAUUCCUCCAUUGAAACACUUUCCAGCAGAUCGCAAGCGAGGGGAAUAUUUGAGGGCUGAGCAGCUUUUAGCUCUUUGGUCGCCGCAUCAAGUUUGGAAACCAGGCAAUUGGGGAAUUAUUUCUCAUUUUUCUGCCCCCCGGGGCCCGUGCCAACCCGGAGCUCGUGUCCAGCUGGGCAGCGGUGCGGGCGCACACACUCACCGGGUACCGCAGCCCUGCCGCGGCCGCACACAUCACAGAAACACCGGCGCCCGACUUUAACGACUCUGUAGUACUGGGCUUUACGAUAUGGCUCAGAUGCUGCAGAUGGCGAUUCCCAACUUUGGCAACAAUGUCUUGGAGUGUCUUAAUGAGCAGAGACUUCAGGGACUGUACUGUGAUGUGUCAGUGGUGGUGAAGGGUCACGCAUUUAAAGCCCACCGGGCAGUGCUGGCUGCCAGCAGCUCCUACUUUCGAGAUUUGUUCAACUCUGGAAGUAAGAGCUCUGUCGUGGAGUUACCACCAGCGGUCCAGCCUCAGAGCUUCCAGCAGAUCCUUUCCUUCUGUUACACUGGCCGACUUAGCAUGAACUUGGGCGAUCAGUUUCUCUUAAUGUACACAGCAGGAUUCCUGCAGAUUCAGCAGAUUAUGGAAAAAGGCACAGAGUUCUUCCUAAAGGUCAGCUCACCAAGUUGUGACUCACAGGGUCUUCACACAGAAGAAACACCACCCUCAGAACCCCAGAGCCCCGUUACUCAAACUGGGAGUGGUACAGUAGGAGGGUGUGCGGUUGCAACGGCUCGACCUGCUUCCUGCCUAACGCCCCUUCCUUUGGUGUCAAGGGUGAAGACAGAGCAGCAACCUCAAGCCCAGCAGUCCCAACAAGAAGCAUCAUCAUAUUCAGUGGUUUGCACUCCAGUUGCUAAGCGUCUUUGGGAGGGAGGUAGCCGUGAAGGAGGUGGAGGAUCAGGAGGAGGGGGAGGUAUGAGGAAAGCAGCCCGCUAUUCACAGGAAGUGGCACGGGGCACGGGAGGGGCACCGCCUCAAAGUGCAGCCUUAUUGGGUGGAAGCGGUAAUAGCAACAACAACAACAAUAACAACAACAGCAGUAACAUGCCAGAAGGCACCAGCCCAGGCACCCCCAGCAUGUACACCAGUGACUCGCCAAUCUCUUACCACGAUGAUGAUGAAGAAGAGGAAAUCACAGAUGAAACAACUGAAGAACAGUACAGACAGAUCUGUAAUAUGUACACUAUGUACAGCAUGUUGAAUGUAGGGGCAACAGCCAGCGAACGAGUGGAGUCACUACCAGACCACCUCACAGUUGAAUCAAGGGGAAGAGGAGUUCGAGUGAGGCAAGAUCUGGCCUCUCUUCCCACUGAGCUCAUUGCGCAGAUCGGAAACCGCUGUCAUUCUAAACUCUAUGAAGAAGGUGACCCUGCUGAGAAACUGGAGCUAGUAACAGGCACCAGUGUUUUUAUUUCACGUGCUCAGCUGAUGAACUGCCACGUUAGUGCAGGCACACGCCACAAAGUGUUGCUCAGGCGGCUCCUUGCUGCCUUUUUUGACCGAAGCACCCUUGCAAACAGCUGUGGGACAGGCAUUCGGUCCUCCACAAAUGACCCCAACCGCAAGCCACUCGACAGUCGGAUUCUCCAUGCUGUUAAGUUUUACUGCCAGAAUUUUGCUCCUAGUUUCAAAGAGAGCGAAAUGAACGCGAUCGCUGCAGACAUGUGCACUAAUGCACGCCGCGUAGUACGCAAGAGCUGGAUUCCGAAACUGAAGAUCCUGAUGGCAGAAAGUGACGCUUAUGCCAACUUUCUUCCGGACGCUUCCAAAUUGGAGUCUGAUGGCUUGGCUGUGGAGCAUGCUUUUGAAACAGGAUCCCUAGAAGGUGGUACAGCCUCUGAAUCUGGCCAGUCAUCUGCAGAUGCCCUGCAAGGUGUGAGCGGGGAGGGUAACAGCUUGUUUUAAUUUUAUUUCCUUGAGGCCCUCCUUGUCAAACUGCAGAAACACAUUCCCGAAGAGGAGGGUACUAUAGGUAUAUUUGGGAUGAGCGGAAGUGGAAAUGGUGUCUGGAAGCUCCUAUCCAGUCUGAAAACACUGUCAUGAUUCUGAAUAUCUUUUUGGAGAAUCCAGAAAGUUAAUGUUGCUGGACAUAAGAUUGUAUUCAUCUGUUAAUAUUUAGUGGCUGUGUACCUGCUUUCUGGACCCCAUUUCCUCUUUCUGCACCCUGAGACACCUUUACUUUUUUUCUUUUAAAUUACAUUUUCUUUUUAUCUGAACAACAUUUGUAAUUUUUUUUUCUUUUUGCCAGCUAUUCAACUUUUUGUCUUGCCAAGUAUCCCAAGAGAGGCAAUGUGUCAUUUAUGAAUGUAAUGAAUUUGUAAGAGGCAAUCUGUUUAUCUGAAACUACUGUUGAGUUUUGAUAGAGAGAGUCUGUGCAAGAUUCUCACCUUUUGAUCAACGAAUAGUGAAUUGUUGUCCACAUGUUUUUGCAUUAUUUUAAUCAUUUUAUUUUGGUAUAUUACCAAGGCUUGAUAUUGUUACUUUGGUUUAUUUUAAUCAAAUCGUCACGAGUUUUUACUGUCAAAUAUCUCCAAAGCAAAUCCCAAAACACUCCCACAAAUUUAAAAAUCAUUAAGGCCUUUUAAAUUUGUCUUUCUGUUCUUAGUAGUUUUGCACAACACAUGACGUAGGACUGGCAUCUGUGUGUUGUGUAAAUGAGUGUGUAUGGAGGCUGUAGUAUUUGAUGUGCUGUAUCUCACAGUUGACUGCUUCAUGCACCGAUCGCACAAGCGUGGUGCAUGCUGCCGCGUGAUGCAUUCUGACAUACUACGCCUCAGCGCCUCUGACAGAGAUGCACUAAAUGCUCUGAUGAGUGCAGUAUUAGAGAUUGGCACUGAACAGGCAUCAGUGCCCUAGCUAUGGUGGUUCUAAACUACUAAAGACCACUCUGAGAGUGGAAGCUGUUUUUUUUUUUUUUUAUGCGGAUUUGAAAAGUCCAUUUUUAAUUGUCUCUUGAUGGCUUUCGGGUUUUAGAAAGAGUAGUUCUUGAAGUCUGUAAUGCUAAUGAAGAGCUGUUGUAACCACAGGUUUGGAGAUGAAAGUGACCAUGCCAUUUAAAGUGUAGUUGCACUCUUAAAAUAUUUAAGGAUGUGUUCAAAUUAGAUUUCCAAAGCAUGACCUGCAUCUUCAGGUGUUUUAAGCACACUUAUGUCAUGAAAUGUGGACUGUAUUGUUUGAAUUUUUGAUUAUGGCUGAAGAAAGGCUAUGAUUGGACAAGAUAAUCUCAGUCCAAAAGAGUAAAAUAAGUUUUAACCUAAAAACUAAAUU
Sinocyclocheilus grahami is the source of this 3351-nucleotide messenger RNA. It is a transcript of the gene nacc1b, whose product is annotated as nucleus accumbens associated 1, BEN and BTB (POZ) domain containing b. Gene Ontology annotation, molecular function: RNA polymerase II cis-regulatory region sequence-specific DNA binding; protein binding; DNA-binding transcription factor activity, RNA polymerase II-specific. Gene Ontology annotation, biological process: regulation of transcription by RNA polymerase II. The record is from RefSeq and is a predicted model, not a curated record. Bases 325 to 1989 code for a protein of 554 amino acids. Lineage: Eukaryota; Metazoa; Chordata; Actinopteri; Cypriniformes; Cyprinidae. The transcript is spliced from 7 exons.